Messenger RNA from Tetrahymena thermophila SB210, 2103 nucleotides. RefSeq names its product AMP-binding enzyme family protein. The record is from RefSeq and is a predicted model, not a curated record. NCBI's taxonomy places the organism in Eukaryota, Ciliophora, Oligohymenophorea, Hymenostomatida, Tetrahymenidae. The transcript has a single exon.
AUGAUUUACUCCAAAUUAGAUUUAUUUACAUCUUAAUUUUAAUUUAAUGUAGAUAAUUAGUCUAAUAAAAAGGGAACUCUUAUUGGAACUAUUAUAUCAUUUAUGGUUAUAACAACUAGCUUGGCUUACUUUAUUUAUAUACUUAGAUUGUACUUAAUAAAUCAAAUUGAACCAAGCUAUAGAUCUUAAAGCUUCAUAUCUAAUGAUAACAUAGAAAUAUAGUUAAAUAAUGAUUUUGUAGGAUUUAAAUUUGAUACAGCAAAUAUUAAGAUGGAUGAAAGUAAGACAUAUUUAGUUUAUAUGGCAUUUUAUAUCGAAAGAACAUAGAAUAGCUAUAAAUAUAUACCCCUCAAUGUUAAAAGUUGUACUAACGCUAAUCUUUUAGGAUAUAAUUGCUUAGAUUUUUCUCAGUUAGAAAAUCAAACAUUAUCUUUUAAUUCUAAAGAGAAUACAUUGUCCUAAAUUUAGAUUCUUACUUAUGGUUGUCUUGAUAUUGAUUUAGUAAAAACAACUAUUCCUAAUAAUUGCGCCAGCUAAGCUGAAAUAGAUGCUCUUAUAAAUGGAAUUAAUGCUGUAUUAACCUAUAAAUUGUAUACUACUUAAUACAAUACCACCUCGCAGGAAAUACAACCAAAUUACAGGACUUAAUAAGUUUACACAGCUUCUUAUUAGUAAAUUAUUACUUAGAUCAAAGCUUAAAAGCAGACCACCUCAAUAAAAGAUGGUUAUAUUAUCUAAGGUGAAACAAGUUUUUCUUCUCCAUAUUAAUACUUUUCUUAAAACUCUGUUAUAGAUAGGUAGUAUGCGUUAUAAGUAAUAGGCUCUGGAUCUUAUAAUGUAGCUGCAGUCAGUUUAGAUGAGGUUAUUUAUGAAAUUUAAAUUUAAUUCUAAACUUUACCUUAAAUUUUUGCUCUAUCGAAUAGCAUUUUUACACUGUUGAUGACCCUAGGUAUUAUUGGCAGGUUUGCUUCUCAGAAUUCAAUAAAUAAAGAUUUUUUCAUGAUCUUUUUCAAAACAUUUUAUUAAGGUAGCUAUUUUAAGCUCAUUAAUUUAAACAAUUUAUUUGGUAAUAAAAUAGAAAAUUCAAAUAUUUAAACCAAUAUAGAAAAAUAAUAAUAAAACUCAUAGAUAGUUCCUGAAAAAAAAAGCUAAAAUGAAGUUAGUCUUCAUAUAGAAAUGGAAAAUGAGAUUUUAGCUUCAAAUAUAUUUGUUCCUUAAUUUUCAAACAAUAUGAAAUUUAAUUUAGACAAUGCAAAAAAUAACAAAAUAUAGAAAAAAAAUAGUUAAAUUCAGUCCAAUAUUUGUGAUUUAGAAAAAGUAAAAGAAGGUAAUAGCUCGCAAAAGAAGUAAAUUUUAGAAUAAGGGGAUGAAAACAUUUAGACACCUAAAAUACAAGAGGCUUUAUUAAGCUAGGAACCACAGUAUUCUAAUAAUAUUGAAAAUGGUUUAUUACAAAGCAAUUAAAAUGAACAAAUCAAAGACUCACACAAUAAUUUGUAAAGCCAAAAUAUUUUGAAUGGUUAAUAAGCUUUAAAUAAAGAGGGAAAAUCUUAAUUUUCUUCUUUACAAUUAUAGAAAAAUUAAGAAUCAAAGUAAAUAGAAAAAUAUAAGAACAGUUGUGGUGAAAAACUUCAAAUUAUUUAAAAUCAAAAUAUUUCUAAUAGGCUAUAGAAAAUUAUAUUCGAUAUAAGUUUGUGGUGUACAAAAAAAAAGUAGUCUCAAAUAAAUAGAUAAAAUAAGUAGGUUUUAAUGAAAGUUGAAAAACUUAUUGCUAAAGAAUUAAACAUAUACAAUUUAUUCAAAGAUAUAAUGUUCUUGAAAAAAGCUAUUUUUUUAAUUUUGACUCAAGAUUAGUUAGCAGCGCUUUAACUUGUCAGUUGCUCUUAGAACUUUUUAGAUUUAGAUAUUAAUAAAUUAGAUCAAAAUUUAAAUUCAUUAGAACAAAAUUUAAACCAUCUAGAACUGUAGAUACUAACGUAAGAUUACGAAAAAUAUUAGUAACAGUAUUUCCAAUAGUUUUUAUAAAGAUGUACUACCAGCCAAAAUAUGAGCUAAUUAGAUGAAAGAAUUUUUGACACGCUAAACAGAUCUAAUAUUAAUUGA